AUGUGCAUUGAUGAAAUUGAAAUGGAAGAAAUCAAAAGAGAACCUUCCGCCGACUCUGAUCCUAUAUGGCAAGCGUCUAGUGAGAAGAUAACAACGGAUACAAUCGAUAAGGUGGAAGAAAGUAGCCAGUCGGAACCAUCAUUUUCUGCAAUAGCAUCGCACAACGAAAACCGGUAUCGACGUCAACGGUGCAACUAUUGCUCCCUACUAUUCUACAGCGAUAAAACACUGACGAAUCAUCAAAAGAAGUGUCAGCAGGUGUAUGAGAAAUUAAAUGCAGCACCAAAGAUGCCUAUCGCUAAGAAUGAGGAAGUAGGUAGCUGCAGCCGUCCAGAAAAUGUUGCUGCGGAACUGCAACCGCAAGAUUUUAAGGGCGCAUGUACCUCGCCGGUGGCGAAAGUUAUAGCCAACCUCCAAGCUGAGACUGUACCAUUAGUGUCAAAUGGCGAUUCGGAUCCCUUGGCAUGUGAUUUACCUCCAUUAGUUCCAAUUACUAUUUCCUCUCCAGUUCUGAGAGAUUCACUGAAAAACGAAACUGUCAUGCAAUACCCUACCUCAUUAGAAAUCACCGUACAAUUGGAGCAGCUUAAGAAUGCAGUGACGAAGUUGAGAAGCGAGAAUAGCCAGUUACACGAAUCGUUGGGAGUGCCCACGGACCGGCCAAUUCUUAUGGAUCGCAGUGUUUUGAAUGACUUCGAUUUCGAACCGCUUGAUACGCGCAAUCAGCUGGAGGAAUUCGACGAAAACCUUGGCAGAGAUGCUGCGUUCGCCGAUAAAAUGGGCUGUUGGCUUAGCAGUGAAACUGGGGAUUGCAGUCCUAAAACAAGCAUUGCUCGUUCAAUAGAUCUCCUCUUUAGUCGCCAACUGUUCGCUAACUGUAGCUGGGCUGGCAUGGGCCAAAAAAUCCCAUUUUCUAAAUUUAAAAAUAUCCACAAAUUAUUGCGGCGGUUGUCUAGUGUAAAGGGAUGCAAAGAGCCAACGGAUAUCACUAGAUCUAUGUUGCAGAAAAGACUGAAGCAGGCCAAAGCGAGACUGCAAAUCAAUCCUGGGCGUAAAACAUUCUGCAAAAACAAAUCUCGCAUCAGAAGCCCAAGCAAUGACGCUUCACAUUUUGAAGUUGCGACUAUCAUCGAUGGCACAAAGGAUUCACCCGCAAAUCAAAGCAACACUGAUACUUCUAAUACUGAUGUGUUCACGGAACGACCAAUUCUGCUAGAUCGCAGUGUUUUGAUUGACUUCGACUUCGAACCGCUUGAUACGCGUAACCAGCUGGAGGAAUUCGACGAAAACCUUGGCAAAGAUACUUCGUUCGCCGAUAAAAUGUGUUGUUGGCUUAGCAGUGAAACUGGGGUUUGCUGUCCUAAAACAAGCGUUGCGCUUUCCCUGGACCUCCUCUUUAGUCGCCAACUGUUCGCUAGCUGUAGCUGGUCUGGCGAUAGUCGGAAGGGGCCAAAAAUCCCAUUUUGUAAAUUUGAAAAUAUUCACAAAUUAUUGCACCGAUUGGCUAGUGCAAAGGGAUGCAAAGAAGCAGCGGAUAUGACUGAAGCUAUGUUGCGAAAAAGGCUGAACAAUGCCAAAGCGAGACUGCAAUUCAAUCCUGGGCGCAAAACGUUUUGCAAAAACAAAUCCCGCAUCAAAAGCCCAAGCAAUGACGCUUCGAACGACUUCCACUUUGAACCGCUUGUUUCGUUUGGUCAGCUGGAAAAAUUAGACGAAAACCUUGCCAAAGAUGCUGCGUUUGCCGAUAAAAUGUGUUGUUGGCUUAGCAGUAAAACUGGUGUUUGCAGUCCGAAAAAAAGCGUUGCGCGUUCGCUGGACCUCCUCUUUAGUCGCCAACUGUUCGCUAGCUGUAGCUGGUCUGGCGAUAGUCGGCAGGGACCAAAAAUCCCAUUUUGUAAAUUUGAAAAUAUUCACAAAUUAUUGCGGCGGUUGGGUAGUGUAAAGGGAUGCAAAGAAGCAGCGGAUAUGACUGGAGCUAUGUUGCGAAAAAGAUUGAGCCAAGCCAAUGCGAGACUGAAAAUUAAUCCUGGGCGCAAAACAUAUAGCAGAAAAAAAUCUCCCAUCAGAAGCCCACACAAUGACGCUACAUAUGUUGGGAAUGCGGGCACUGAGGAUUCACCCACAAAUCAUAACAACACUGGUACUUCCACAAGUGCUGAUGUGUCGAUCGUUACACCAUCAAUGGGGCAGGUUUUCUCAUUGAUUAACAAUGAUGCAGCUGGCGAUAUGAUCAAGAGAGAACAGUCCGCCGACUCUGAUCUUAUUUGGCAACCGUCUAGUGAGAAGAUAACAACGGAUACAAUCGAUAAGAUAGAAGAAAGUAGCCAGUCGGAACCAUCAUUCUCUGCAAUAGCAUCGCACAACGAAAACCGGUAUCGACGUCCACGGUGCAACUAUUGCUCCCUACUAUUUUUCAGCGAUAAAACAUUGACGAAUCAUCAAAAGAAGUGUCAGCAGGUGUAUGAGAAAUUAAAUGCAGCACCAAAGAUGCCUAUCGCAAAGAAUGAGGAAGCCUGA
Messenger RNA from Anopheles coustani, 2517 nucleotides. RefSeq lists its product as uncharacterized. NCBI's taxonomy places the organism in Eukaryota, Metazoa, Arthropoda, Insecta, Diptera, Culicidae. Bases 1 to 2517 code for a protein of 838 amino acids. The transcript has 5 exons. The record is from RefSeq and is a predicted model, not a curated record.